Messenger RNA from Acaulospora colombiana, 219 nucleotides. The record is from the annotation of a GenBank genome assembly. Lineage: Eukaryota; Fungi; Glomeromycota; Glomeromycetes; Diversisporales; Acaulosporaceae.
AUUCCCAAGAAAAUAAUCAAGAUGAGUCAAAGGCUCGAAACUCUGCUUCCAGAAGCUGAAGUAAGUAUAUUACAGGUAAAUACAUCUAACCACCUUGCGACCGCCUCUAACGAUAAAUCUCGACCUCCUAUCUCUAUUUUACCCGAUGACCCAAAACAUGUUAUCAAAAUGGUAUUGGAGCGUUUUUCUCAUUUAUCUUUAAAAUAUAGUAAUGAAUAA